Scaptodrosophila lebanonensis is the source of this 2710-nucleotide messenger RNA. RefSeq lists its product as uncharacterized. Bases 744 to 890 code for a protein of 48 amino acids. The transcript has 3 exons. The record is from RefSeq and is a predicted model, not a curated record. NCBI's taxonomy places the organism in Eukaryota, Metazoa, Arthropoda, Insecta, Diptera, Drosophilidae.
UACGAACUCUACAGUCUACUCAGUGCUGAAUAUUACGCAUACGCCGCCUGGUACGCAUUUAAAUUUUGUUGUGCAUUAAUACGUGUAUUGCUUAAAAAAAAAACCAAAAAAUAAAGAGUUUAGGCGCGCUCGCUUGUUAGUGAAAUUCCUGACCAUUUUACGAUGCCAUGCCGUCUGCCUGCCCGCGGUAAUUGAGGCUCCAGGUUGAAAAUCGAGAGGAGGUUUCCUGCGACGCGCGCGUGAUAAAAGCAAAGCACAUAAUUUAAGUGCCGCUCAGUCUACAGCUUCAAAUAACAGCAGUAGCAGCAUUAAAAGUGCGUGCCGGCGAGACAUUUGUCCAGUGGUACGCCAUGUGGCCGCUUCGUUUCACGUUCCCUGUGAAGCGCUGCUGGAGCAGCAGAAGUAACAUCAACAGCACCGACAACAGUCGCCACAGCUCAGGGCAAUGAAUUGGAGGCAUUGCAGGCGACAGAGAGAGGCACGCUUACCCACACAGAGACAGAGACAGCGACAGCAACAGCAAUAGAGACAGAGAGACACUGAAUGCACAGCAGGGGGGGCAUGCAACUUAAAGUGCUCGCUCAGUACUGGCUGAGUGCCACAUAGCAAGCAGUAGCAGCAGCUGCAGGAGCAGGAGCAGCAGCACAAGUCCAAGUGGAAGUUGAAGCUGUGGAGACGACAUAUUUAGACGUCUAUAGCAAUAUAAACAAGAGCUUGGACGCCGCAAGCUCUCGUCGCACGUCAUGUUGCGCGAUAUCUUUCUGUAUUUGGUUCUAAUCGUUUUAUUUUGCUUUAUUUUCAUGGCGCAGUUAAUCGUCAACGUUUACGCGUUUCAACGUCAGCCGACUCCGGCACAAAAGUCAGAGCGCAACGAAAUUAUAUUUGUCUAACAGCAACAGCAACAGCAACAAGAAAAAGGAGAAUAUAAGAAACCAGAGCCACUAAAAGCAGCAGAGCAGUAGAAUCCGUGGUAGAAGACAAGGAAGGCAAAAGUCAAGCGAUGGCAGCUUCUUGGCCUGCUUGUGGUUUCUAUUUAAUGAAGCCAAGUAGUAGAAGGUGCGGGCAAGUCAAGCUGAAAUCAAAGAAAAGUCGCGCCUGUCGGCGUCGAGAUAAAGCCGUCGUGGCAGUCGCGGCCACAGCAGAAGCUACAACAACGGCGUCGCAGAACUAAGAACUGUUAAACUAGGUUGCGCGCUAAUUAGUAACGGUAGUCUUGGGAGCUCUGUCAUGAAUGCAUAGUAUACACACACAAACACACCAGCACACCAAUACACACACCCAGACAUACAACAAUGAAAGUUGACUCAACAAUAAACCGCGUUGAAGGCGCAGAGAGCAAAAAAUCGCACAGCGAAUUGUAAAAGAUGCAAAUGAACAAAAGUUUAAGCACAAAGUUAUGCAAAAAAUAGCAGGCGGCGACGAGUAAAAAAGAAUAACGGACCGAAGCGCGCAAAACGCAUUCAUUUAAAAAUGAUUUUGUUUAUCUGCCACACCCACAGCAGGGGCGCGUAUUUCAUUUUAUAAUUAAGCCGUACAGCCCAGCCCAGCCAUUGUUAUUGCCAUUACUGCUGCUUUUGUGGCUUUUAUGCUGUGUGGCAGAUAAAGGUACAUACAUAUAUACAUACAUGUAUACAAGAGUAUGUAUGUAUAUGUUUAUUAUAAAUAACUAUGUAAUUAAUUUCAACAGCCGCACAGCAAACUUUUUAAACCACAACGAUACAAGUAUAGUCGUCUCUGGCUCCCAACGAGAGCGAACAAUUUCUGUUGCCUACUUUUCGGCUGCGCUUGAAAAGCGCAUUAACAUCGAAGCCUCGAGCUCUCGGGCAUAAGUACUUAAAGUACUUAAAAUGCUUACAUUAGCUUGCCUAAUGCAGUCAUAUGUUGGCUAUAAAUAUAUAUAUAUGUGUGUGUGAGUGUGUGCGUGUCGAUUGGCCAAUGUAAUGGCUGGCAAGCACUCACUGGCUGCGGCGUUGAGGCGUGGCGAAUGGCUUUACUUUUUAUUGAUUUCUAGUCGUGAACACUUACUCGCCUUUUCCUUUUUUUUUUUUUUUGAUUCAGUCUCUUGCCCCUUUCAUUUUUUUUUUUUGUUUUGGCACACCGCACAGUUUAUUGUUUUCUUUUGAGCUUCGGUCGACCGACCAUGGACAGCACUUGAACAGUGAAAUAUACACACUUGACCCCGUUCGCUACGACUGCGACUGCGACUGUAUGUGAGCUUUCACAAUAGGCUUGGCCAUUUGGGAUGGCGGGUCGGCUACCUCUUCCCACUCCCCCAAAAAGCAUUUAAAUUGACAGCGUGUGCUGAGCAGGAAAAACUUCAAAGUGUGGUUACAUUUUUCGCAAGGAACCCUCAAACCACUUGCUCUGAGUGCUGGCCUGCGUGUGCUCAAGUGCGGGCAGGAAAUUUAAGUUUUGAUCAAAAUUCGCUAGAAACACACAUGCACACAUACAUACAGGCUUAUAUUUACGAGUAGAUAUGUACUCGUAUAUUGAUGUGUGCAAAGUUUUUGCCACAAAGAUUUGAUAUUCAUUUAAUUGCAACCCUACGCAUGUUUGCAUUUGGGAGCGGGCUAAAUUACAAUUUCUAAGGAAUUUCACAAUUAAAAGUUUGUGCUGCAAAGUGCUUGGCUAACAUUUCAGCAAUUAAUACUCUGUGUUUAUGCUUCUGUUUACAUCUUAAAUAAAAGCCGGCAAUUUGUAUACUCGUAUG